AUGGCUACCCUGCUCCGCAGCAAGCUGACCAAUGUGGCCACGUCCGUGUCCAACAAGUCCCAGGCCAAGGUGAGCGGCAUGUUUGCCAGGAUGGGGUUUCAGGCGGCUACGGAUGAGGAGGCGGUGGGCUUCGCGCACUGCGACGACCUCGACUUUGAGCAUCGCCAAGGCCUGCAGAUGGACAUCCUGAAAUCAGAAGGCGAGCCUUGCGGAGAGGAAGGCGCCGAGCCGCCCGUCGAAGGAGACAUCCAUUAUCAGCGCGGCGGCGCUCCUCUGCCACCGUCUGGCUCCAAGGACCAAGCCGUGGGAGCUGGUGGCGAGUUCGGGGGUCAUGACAAGCCUAAGAUCACAGCGUGGGAGGCGGGCUGGAACGUGACAAACGCCAUUCAGGGCAUGUUUGUGCUGGGCCUACCCUACGCCAUCCUCCACGGCGGCUACCUGGGGUUAUUCCUCAUCAUCUUUGCUGCAGUGGUGUGUUGCUACACCGGCAAGAUCCUCAUCGCAUGCUUGUACGAGGAGAACGAAGACGGCGAAGUGGUGCGCGUGCGGGACUCUUAUGUGGCCAUAGCCAACGCGUGCUGUGCACCCCGUUUCCCCACGCUGGGUGGCCGCGUGGUUAAUGUGGCCCAGAUCAUCGAGCUGGUGAUGACGUGCAUCUUGUACGUGGUGGUGAGCGGCAACCUCAUGUACAAUAGCUUCCCGGGGCUGCCCGUGUCGCAGAAGUCCUGGUCCAUCAUCGCUACGGCCGUGCUGCUGCCCUGCGCCUUCCUGAAGAACCUCAAGGCCGUUUCCAAGUUCAGUCUGCUGUGCACGCUGGCCCACUUCGUCAUCAACAUCCUGGUCAUCGCUUACUGCCUCUCGCGCGCGCGUGACUGGGCCUGGGAGAAGGUGAAGUUCUACAUCGACGUCAAGAAAUUUCCCAUCUCCAUCGGCAUCAUCGUGUUCAGCUACACGUCGCAGAUCUUCCUGCCCUCCCUCGAAGGUAACAUGCAGCAGCCCAGCGAAUUCCACUGCAUGAUGAACUGGACGCACAUCGCCGCCUGCGUGCUCAAGGGUCUCUUCGCGCUCGUCGCCUACCUCACCUGGGCCGACGAAACCAAGGAGGUCAUCACCGACAACCUGCCCGGUUCCAUCCGCGCCGUGGUUAAUCUCUUCCUGGUGGCCAAGGCGCUGCUGUCCUACCCGUUGCCCUUCUUCGCGGCCGUCGAAGUGCUGGAGAAGUCUCUCUUCCAGGAAGGCAGCCGUGCCUUCUUCCCCGCCUGCUACGGAGGCGAUGGUCGCCUCAAGUCGUGGGGGCUGACGCUGCGCUGUGCGCUGGUGGUCUUCACGCUGCUCAUGGCCAUCUACGUGCCGCACUUCGCGCUGCUCAUGGGCCUCACCGGCAGUCUCACGGGCGCCGGCCUGUGCUUCCUGCUGCCCAGCCUCUUCCACCUGCGCCUGCUCUGGCGCAAGCUGCUGUGGCACCAGGUCUUCUUCGAUGUGGCCAUCUUCGUCAUCGGCGGCAUCUGCAGCGUGUCCGGCUUCGUGCACUCACUCGAGGGCCUCAUCGAGGCCUACCGAACCAACGCAGAGGACUAG
Alexandromys fortis (reed vole) is the source of this 1578-nucleotide messenger RNA. RefSeq names its product solute carrier family 32 member 1 (gene Slc32a1). Lineage: Eukaryota; Metazoa; Chordata; Mammalia; Rodentia; Cricetidae. The coding region runs from base 1 to 1578 and encodes 525 amino acids. Gene Ontology annotation, molecular function: L-amino acid transmembrane transporter activity. Gene Ontology annotation, biological process: amino acid transmembrane transport. The transcript has 2 exons. The record is from RefSeq and is a predicted model, not a curated record. Gene Ontology annotation, cellular component: vacuolar membrane.